GGUUUGAUUUUAUAGUUUGUAGUAUUGGCUUUCCGAACUUCCCUUCUUCAGGAAAAGUAGUUUCCCCUCCUCUAGAUUUAAGUGAAAAUCCCCAUCAGCUGACUCAUUGCGCCGAUUGUUGUUAGCUUCUGAUGUAGACUUUGUUAUCUUUUUGAUAUUGACACUGCAACUGACAGCGUCUUUUAUUCGUGGUUUUUAAGUGGACAUUAAGUUGUUGAAAUGUUUCGCUUUUCUUUAUAUUUGGUGUUAAUAUUUGUUGCUUUGGCAUUGAGUAAGCAAUUAGUGCGGGUGCCGCUGUACCGCACGGAGUCUGCGCGGCGCACGCUCGAGGCCGUGGGCACACACUUGCAACAGCUGAAGCUGCGCUACGGGGGCCCCACGCCGGAGCCCCUCUCCAACUACCUGGACGCGCAGUACUACGGCCCCAUCAGCAUCGGCAGUCCCGCGCAGAAGUUCCGGGUGGUGUUCGACACGGGCUCUUCCAACCUGUGGGUGCCGUCCAAGAAGUGCCAUUACACCAACAUCGCCUGCUUGCUUCACAACAAGUACGACAGCUCCAAGUCGUCGUUGUACCACGAGAACGGCACGGAGUUUGAGAUACGCUAUGGCUCGGGGAGCCUGUCUGGCUUCCUGUCCCAGGACGUCGUCAAUGUGGGGGGCCUGGCGGUGCGGGACCAGGUGUUCGCGGAGGCGCUGAGCGAGCCAGGUCUGGUGUUCGUGGCGGCCAAGUUCGACGGCAUCCUGGGCAUGGCCUACAGCUCCAUCGCCGUGGACGGGGUCACCCCGGUCUUCUACAACAUGUACAAGCAGGGGCUGGUGGCCCAGCCCGUCUUCUCCUUCUACCUGAACCGGGACCCCGCCGCCCCGCUGGGGGGGGAGAUCAUCCUGGGAGGCUCCGACCCGCAGCACUACUCCGGGGACUUCGCGUACGUGCCUGUCGACAGGAAGAUGUACUGGCAGUUCCGCAUGGACCGACUGGUGGUGGGCAACAUGACCAUGUGCUCGGCCGGCUGUGCGGCCAUCGCAGACACCGGCACCUCGCUCAUCGCCGGCCCCGUCGACGAGGUGACCAAGCUCAACCAAGCCAUCGGCGCCACGCCCAUCGUGGGCGGGGAGUACGUGGUUGACUGCGCGCUGAUCCCUCAGCUGCCGAGCAUCGACGUAGUGUUGGGCGGCCGGCCCUUCGCCCUGGAGGGCAAGGACUACGUGCUCAGGGUGUCGCAGCUCGGCAAGACCAUCUGCCUGUCGGGCUUCAUGGGCAUCGACAUCCCGCCCCCGCACGGCCCCCUCUGGAUCCUGGGAGACGUCUUCAUCGGGCGCUUCUACACCGAGUUCGACAUGGGCCAGAACCGCGUGGGCUUCGCGGUGGCCGCCUGAGGACGACUCGCGUGGUUUCACCCCUACGACAUGUUUUAGCAAUUAGUCCACUUACGGACAGCAAAAAAGGCACUGUUCACUUUUACUUAAAUAUGUUUAUAUCAUGUGAGUUGGUGAAAAUAAGAAUAACUUUUAUGAUGUAUCAUAACUGAGGCCAGUGAAACAAGUUAAGAAGUGUGAGCUUGUCCUGUGUUCCUGUUGCAUCCAUGGAGCUGUGUUCUUAAUGGAAAUAAAGAAGUCCCGUGUU
Molecule: messenger RNA, 1624 nt
Organism: Bacillus rossius redtenbacheri
Lineage: Eukaryota; Metazoa; Arthropoda; Insecta; Phasmatodea; Bacillidae
Product: lysosomal aspartic protease-like
Exons: 9
Coding region: 220-1377 (385 amino acids)
Biological process (GO): cell death; proteolysis
Cellular component (GO): lysosome
Molecular function (GO): aspartic-type endopeptidase activity
Source: RefSeq, a predicted model, not a curated record